This is a messenger RNA of Uranotaenia lowii, 9165 nucleotides long. RefSeq names its product torso-like protein (gene tsl). Lineage: Eukaryota; Metazoa; Arthropoda; Insecta; Diptera; Culicidae. The record is from RefSeq and is a predicted model, not a curated record. The coding region runs from base 57 to 1373 and encodes 438 amino acids. The transcript is spliced from 2 exons.
UACACAAUGACCUGUGGCUCGCCUUGAGCAAAGGAGUCCUCCCAGCUAGUCGUUGAAUGACCCCAAAGGACUGUGUCAAAUUAAAAUGGAUUGAAUCGCACCGGCAUCGGCAAACUAAACCUGCCGCGCACAGCCGCCAGUUCAUUGGAGCAAAAACAUUGUGUCCGGACAGUACGCUAGAACUUGGAACCAACUCCGAAUCAAUCAGGCACCAUUGCCCGGAAGCCGCUCGAUCGGAGGAAGUUCCGCGUGGAGGCGGAAGCGGGCGGGGGCGCCAACAGAUUAUGACGCCCAAGAAGAAGAUUGGUGGCGAAUGCAAUGAAUUGCUGGGAACACUGUUGGGGCCGGUGUUGCUGGGAACUCUGCUGCUGUUGACCAGUACCCUAAACGGGGUCGCGGGGCAACGCGAAUCGCAACUGCGGGUCGGCAAAGCCAUCAACAUCUUCAUCCGGUACGGGUACCUGUCGAUAUCGAUGAAGGUGAUCUCGUACAACGACAGCGAAACGUGGCUGUUCAAGGAACCUACCAAGAACAUCUUCAAGGGUCUGGAUACGCUAAAGAUCGAAGAGUACGAGGUGAAGCCCGGCAUCUUCAAUGGCGACUUCCACAUGGAGUUCUGCGACAACAAGCGGCAGCUGUUCCAGGCCUACUUCAGGGACUUUCAAAUCGAGCGGCUGGACAGCCCCUGGCGGGCGUACACCGAGGGUUGGCACACCGAGAUCGCCGCCAAGAAGCUAGGAAUCCAAAGCAAGUACCUGGAGCGGGACGACUACUGCUACGUGCUGGUGCGGGUGUCCCGGUUUCGGGAUAGCGCCAAGUUCGCCAAACCGAUCCCGCCGAACCAGGUGCUGGAACCGGAUGUGCAGAAGCGGGUACAAAGUGUCGCAGUCGGCGACACAACCUCGGCAGUCCAGUUCAUGAACAAGUACGGCACCCACUACAUCAACUCGUACGUGACGGGUAAUUCGCUGUACCAGGUGUUCGUGUUCAACAAGCGCAACUACGCCCACAUCAAAGAGAAGCUCAAAUCGCGGGGGGUGCUGGCACUUUCCAAGGUCGAUCUGUACGAUCACUUUGCGCCGUGGUACGUCGAGCACAUGGGCAAGAUACGAUGCGCCAGUGGGAAUACUACGGUGGAAGCGUGGGCCUCGCGGAAGCUACGUCUUUCGUACUACGUGUUCACCUACAGCAGUCUGUUGAAGCUGCACGGGGACGGGGCAUUACUUAGGAUACUGAGCGAGCUGCUGCAGAACGAGGCGAUCCUGCAGCUCGAUUUGAAGUCGCUCAGUGUGAUCUUCAAGGAACCGGUCAAGCGGGCGUGGUUCGAGGAGAUCCUGGAUAACUAUCUUAAGCUGUGGGAAGUCAAUAUGUAGGGGUAGGGCUGACGUUUACGAUGCUGUCACGAUGAAAUGUGGUUUAUUGUAAUGUUCCACGAAUCGGAAUGACUUAAUUUGGUUGACGACUGGUAGAUCGCAGUUGGAUGUUAGCGUAGUCUAUUCUAUUCUAUAUUUUUUAUUUAUAGAGGAUUUUAACCAACUUGGUCAUUCGUCCUCUUAAGAAAAGUUUACAUUUUUAACUUAUGUCUAGAGUUUUUGGAUUAUUUUAGUACUUCUCAAGAAUUGUAGUAGGUUGUCCUCGUUGAGCACGUUCAACGCCCUCGAUACGUCGUUCUGUCGUUCUGUCGUUCUGUCCCAUAUAACCUGCAUUCUCCAAUAAUAUGCGCAACUGUAAGUGGUUGGUUGCAGGUGUUGCACGUGGUUAUCCCUUUCGUGAAAAACUCUGAAUGCGUGAGCAUGGUGUGUCCAAUUCGGAGUCUAGUCAGAGCACGUUGUUCUAGAGGGAUGUUUCUAUCUUUCCAGCGUAAAGUGAUAGAUUUGAUUCUCCUCAAGAAAAGUUGCCAGUUACCUAGCCAAUCUUUUUCCCAUUCAAGCCUUAUCUCCGAUCUUAUCCAUGUGAUGAUGUCGGGGGUAGCGUAGUCAUUCGUGUUUUAAAGUCAACAGGCAUUUUUCAACAGGAUCUUGAUCUCAGAUCCUAAACCUUGAACCUUAGUUCCAAAUCCUACUGAUACUGGACUUCGAUCCUGGAUUAUGAACACGGAUUAUAAUCGUACAUCCUUAUCCUGACCCUGAAUUCUGAUUCAUAAUUGUGGAUAUUGAAUCGCGGUCCUAAAUCAAAGAGGCUAGACCCUUUUUCCGGGUCCGCAUCCUGAACACAAUUCCUAUGCUAAUCCUGAACCUCUUUUCCCAGAGAUUCGUAUCUUGAUCCUAAACUCUGGACCCUGAUUUUUAAUCCUAGCUGGAAAUAAUGCCCAUUUUUUUUAAUUAAAAACUAACAAUAUCAAAUACAAUUCCAUUCACACUUGCUUUCCAGUAAUAUUGUCACUUCAUGUAGACCAAUUUACAAUGAUUCCAGAGAUUUUCAAGAACUAAUUUCGACGUUGACUCGAUACACACGAGGAGCUCCUAACCUCUCGUCUACGGGGACGAGUGGUCUGAGCUUGUGUGGAAAGAGGAUUCAUUCCAUUUGCUGGGAGUAUUUGCUGUUUAUGACCUACUGCAUCACUUUCCGAGGUAUCCUCAUUAUCGGCUGCCAUAACCUUCCGAUCGCGUUUUUUACCUUUUUCCUUUUUUCCAACAUGUUGCCUUGAAGCCGUUUCCUCGCCCUUGCCUGUAGUUCUGCAAUCUUCUCCCGUAAGAUCCAUGGUGUUCCCAUUAGAUGGUAUAUCAAUACUGGUGAGUUGUUUCUCAACGUUAUCGCUUUCUACUGAUCUGCUCUCGUUUGAUCUUUUCUCAGUUGUGCUACUCUCUUUGGAAGGUUCCGAAUUGAGUUCCUGUAUUGUUGAUGAUGGUGAGUAUGAGGCAGAGUGAGUGGCCCCAUUAGACACAAUGCUAGCAAAAGUUCCCUUGUUGGCCUGACUAGAAACAAUACGCUCGUUAACCGUUUUCCUCUUCGGGCAAACCCUCGUAGUAUAUCCUAACUCUUAUGGACCAAUGCGGAUCCUCAAUUCUGAACAUGGAUUUUUAUCUUCGAACGUGCUUUUAGAUCCUGAUUUCGUAUUCUAAUCAGUAUCCUGAUUUUAGAUCUUGAACGCUGAUCCUCGAUCUUGAUCAUGGAUCCUGAUCUCGGAUUCUGAUACUCUAUACUCAGAUCUUUGAUCCUGGAUUCUGAUCAUGAUUCAGGAUACUGGAUCCUGAUCUCGGAUCUUUUCUAAUCCUGAACCUGAAUGCUCGAUUCCUGAAUUCUAGGGUUUGAUCCUCAAUAUUGAUUCCUGGUUCCACCAUCUGAUUGUAGAUCGUGAAUCCGGGUUCUGGAUUCCGGAUCCUGAUCGUGAAUUCUGUUCCCGAAUUCUGAUGAAGGCUUUCGUACCCUGAAACCGGAUUCUUGAUUAUCUGGAAUCCUAAACCUUAACCUGGAUUCUGCACCCGGAUUCUGAUCCCAACGCCGGGCUCCGAAUGUAUCCUGGACCUUAAAUCCUUAUGCCUUAUCCUAAUCCUGGAUGCUGAUCUAGAUCUAAAUUACCGGAUUUUAAUCCUGAUUUAGGAUUCUGAGUACUUAAUCUCAAGUUCUAAUCCUUAUCCUGGAUCAUAAUUCUUAUAGUGGAUUCCUAUUUAGGAUACUCAGAUUUCGAUCCCAGAUUCUGAUCCUGAUUCCAGAUUCAGAAUAUUUAAUUCUUAUCCUGAAUCAUAGGCUUACUGGAAAAUCUGAUCCUGACUCCAGUUUCACUUGUUUCUGAUCCCGGAUCCUGACCUCGAAUUAUGAUCCAGUUGGGCUAUCCUCAUUUGGUUUCUGGGUCUCUCAAUCAAAAUGUCUUCUAAAAUAACUAUUUUUGUGACGCAAAGUUCGUUCAGAUAUUUCCGCGCACAUAUGGCAGAAAGUGCGUUACACAUCAGUACAAAAAUGAUUCGAAAAAAAGUGAACAGAAGUCCUCUGCGUGAACACAUGGGCUGUCGCUCGCAAUGGAUUAGUUAAUUUUAAACAAGCAACAAAAAACAGACAUCUUCAAGCCGAAGGUAAUCCAUCAAGUUGAACGAUCUAUUGAGUGGGUGGAUGGCGUGGGCUUCCUUUUUCGAAAGCCUGGACGCCAUACGUGUUGCCACAACAGCCAAGAGGCAAAGCUGAUUAGGGAAACGGCUCAAGGAAUAAGACGCGAGCACUCGGAAAAGCACGUCUCAAUCCCCGCGGUAGUAGUCGUUACACGAGACCAAGAUAAUCCGUGCCCAAAUCCCGGGCGGGUGACACUUCAAAUCCUCGAAUGUUUAUCGAAGUUUGAAGUACAUCGAUGGCGCUACCGGAUUUGUCGCAUUCAUCCACCGCAGUCAGUCAGACACGUUUAUCGCUGUGCUCUGUAGACAAUCGACAACCAGGAAAGAUUAGCAAAACACCUGAAAUAUUUAGUUAGCUCAUCAAUCCGCACAACAAAAAACAUGAAUGACCGACAGGCUCAAGUGGCUUCGUGUGACGAACGGCGCGGCGGGAAAAAAAUAAACACAAAUAACUGCACGAUUAGCUCGAUUCUGCUGCAUGAGUGACGCCACUAAGUGGUGUGGUGGAAUUAAAUAUGAACUUCAAAUCAUCCUCUUCCACGAACCUUCUUCGGUGGAAGGCGUGUAGAGUUAGCCUAGCGCUUCUUCAAGAUCGAUCCCUUCCGCUUACCCUUUAGAAUGAUCAUCGCAACCCGGUUUAGGAUAAUUACUGCAACAGCCAGAUGGACAUCUAUCAAAUGGUUGAAUUCGCAUUCGUCGUUCAAUAGCAGUUUAUUAUUCAUUCUGUCGAAACGUCAACCAAAAGUCCACCCAAAGUCACGUUUCCAGUUCAUAAUUUGCGAGCACGUUCUCGUACAAUUGAACACGGUCGGAUCGUUCGGAUCCAUUGGAUUGAAACAAGAGUGCUCGUGAAGGAUCUUCAAAUUGAUCGGAAUCAUUUGAGCCGUUUGCCGUCGCGAAAGACUUAUCGAUUUUUUUUCAUGUAGUGGACUUGGACUUGGGGGAAAAUCUAAAUAAAAAAUCUUUACGGAAUAUCGUUAUAAUUCAAAAUUAGGCCGGAACAAAUUAAGUUCAAGGAGUUUCACUGAAAACUUUGAUAAAUUCUUCGAAAAUUCAAACAGUUGAAAGAUCAAAGGCAAACAAUAGAAGAUGGGCGUUGUAUCACUUUUUGAAUUCGAGAUUAUUUCAACUGAUCGAUCUAAAAUAACUCUAUUUUCCAAUUUUGUGCAAUGAAGAUUGUAUACAAGUUUGUUGCGUACUUAUGCUACAUAAACUACACCAUUUAUCUUAUUAAUCUUUCAUCAGUCAUCACCCCUUCUCCCUUCCACUAUGUAUUUUUUUUUUUUUCGGAAAACCCGGACGAGGGGAUAAAUUUGCUAUUUGUUAUAACUGAUCGAUAAAUCAAAUAUUGAUCCAAAUGAUGACUUAAAAUUAAAUUAAAACAAAACACUUAGGUCUAGCUACAGGGUCCUAAAGGCACAACUUAUCUUCUGAAAACAUCCCUCGAAUCGUUCUACAACUAAGUUCGAGUUUAGAAGUUUAUUAGUUUAGAACGAAACAAUAACGAACUCCACUUUCGUUCUAAGCUACUCUCUCCAGGCAAGAUCUGAUUCGGGAGCAUACCUUCGCAAUAUAAGCCUUUGACAUAAAAGCCUCAGAGAUGGAAGUCUUAAGAGAAUCGACACUUGGGUGAGAGGAUCCACUAGCCUUCGCUUGAUCAUACGCCUGUAUUUAAUAGUCGAGGGAGUUCGAAUCCGGGCUGCUAGUAGGCUAAAGAUCCUUCCGCCAAAACUUCAUAUUCUCCUCCAGCUACGUUUGGGUCUAUUUCGAGCUAUGGCAUGGGAUCCAUCUCGUUGAAAAACAACACUUUUUGGUUAACCAGAGUUUGCACGGAAGCACCUGAUUCUUCAAAAGGUUCAUGAAGACUUCUGUAUUAACUUUUACUCCAGCUUUUAUAAAGGCAGAAGGCAUCUUCAACCCAUUCGAAGCAACCGCUCCAAAUACCAUGACUCUGGUGGAAUGCUCGGGAGUCAACCUAAAUUUCACAUUCUCUGGAACAUCUUUAGCCUUCAGGAGUGAAAUAUCCCGAUCCAUAUUUGACAUCGGAUCAAUUGAAAAAAGUUUCUCAUUUGAGAACACGACGAUCAGUUGCUUCUUCUUCAACUUAUACCGUAUUUGUCUAUGCCUUUGCACUGUCAAACUGUUUGUUUAUUCGGAUAGUGUUGAACUGGUUUUGACUUGGUGUUGCACUGCCAUCGGGCGAUAGUGCCCCGAAAAUUUUGUCAGUAUUGCGAGAGAGCGUGUGAGUGAGUGAGAUAGCAAUACACUGGCGACAAUUUUUGAUUGUUUUUAUCGGAUACGGUGGAACAUUGAACGAGGGGAGAAAACAAAUACAGUAUUAUACUGUAUUUGUUUUUACCACUCGUGGAGUGUCCCACCGUUCCCGAUAAAAACAAACAAAAAUCGUCGCCAGUGUAUUGCUACCUCGCUCACUCACACGCUCUCUCGCAACACUGACAAAAUUUUCGGGGCAACACCGCCCGAUGGCAGUGCAACACCAGGUCAAAUCUAGUGCAACACUGUCCGAAUAAACAAACAGUUUGACAGCACCUAGUGGUGCACCAGUGCAACACUAGUGCAACACUCGGCAUAAACAAAUACGGUAUUAGAUAGCAAGCGCUUCGAGCGCUUAGGUCGCAGCGCUUUAAUUCGUUCUGUUAUCAAAUGGCGCUUUGCUCUUGCCCUUGAUAAUGCAUUCAAGUCAUCUUUGACCAAUCAUUGCAUGGGCAAAUCAGAGAUAUUCGCUUCCUUAGACAGCUUCCGGAUUGAUCUUACUGGUUUCCACUUCACUUUCGUCUUGAUCGAAUUCACACCACUUUUACAGCGCGUGCAGACCUGGGCUUUCCACAUUCCGGCUUCCGUGGAUAUGGUCCACCAAAAAAAGAACGUUUCGCGUAGUAAACAGUCGCUAGAUGACAUCCUACAGCCGCCGCAAUUUGUUUGGGAGAUUUUCGGGCGAGAAGCAAACUGGUCACUGCCUCCUUUGUGUACAUCUUAAGGCAGCCACACAAUACCACGUCGGACGUCGCGUCGCGUCAUCUUUCAACACCGUCGCUGAGUUCUAAAACGCUGACGCAACGGACUCUACAAUUUUCGCACCACAAUACAGCGUCCACUGACAGGGCUGACAGGGAAAUAUUAAGACAAAACUCGGCAAACUCCAACACAAAAUGUUUCAGUCAAUUUAUUUUUAUUUUUGAAAAAAACGGGAACAUAAAAAUACAGUACUAUACUGCAUUGUUUACAUCAAUUGACAGAUGAAGGUUAGAGCUAAUAUAGAAUGGCCCACAAAAAAAUCCUCAAUAAUCGACAAAAACAACCCGAAACAGACUGAGAAAAACUGAUAACUGCACAUUUACUACGAUUCAAUGGCAAGGAUUUGAUGUCGCACCAAUGAGCGAAGAGAUCUUUAAGGUGUAAAACAGUUUAAGAUCAUCAGAAUAGCUAAGUAUUGGGCCGUCUAGGAGAGAAAGUACGUCGGUAAAAUAGAUUAGGAAAAUAAUCGUUCCUUAAUGGCUUCCAUGAGGCACAUCGGAGAAGGCAGAGCGCUGCAUGCAAAAGGUAUCUCCCGUUAGAACAGUCAAUUUACGCCCAUUCAAAUGACUGCGGAACCAGCCAAGUAAAGUAACACCGAACCCUAAGCGUCCAAGUUUCCCUAUGGCAAUUGCGUGGUUCACCUUGUUGAAUGCAGCUGACAGAUCGGUGUAGAUGGCAUCAGUUUGAGAUUUGGCAGCGAAACUUUCAUGCACAAAAGAACUGAACGUCGGUAAGUAACUUGUCGUGGAGCGUUUUAGCAUGAACCCGUGCUGAUCAUUGGAGGUGUUAUUCUUGCAGGACGAGAAAAUGGGUUCCACGGGAAGGUAGCUCUGUCAAGCAGAGCUUGAAAUAUAAACCGAAUAGGAGUCAACAAAACAGGCAUAAGACUUAUUAUAAAAGUUGCUGGUAUCCAGUCCGAAUCUUUAGAAAAGGAAUUCUUGAGCUUUGCCGCUGCUUUAGAAAUGAAUGAAUCCUCGAAUUCCAUACCGUUUGUGGAACUGCUUCAACGAGCUGUGCAGGAGCUAAUUCAAUGGUCGGUAAACGAGAGCCAUCGUUGGCAAAGCAAUGGUCCAGCAUAAGACCGUUUUCGUUCACGACGCCGUUGAUCUGGCGCAAGGUCGCUGUACUCAGGGAGUCCAAUAUGACGUUUGAAGGUGUCGAAAAAGUAGAGCGAAGCAAACUACUCAGGAUCCGGGUACAGAAAGCUACAAUGGUUGGAGCACCUCCUCAAACCGGGCAUAUUGAAAUCGCCUAUGACGAGCUUUUAUUUUUACAAGAUGAAAAUUUGACUUUAAACCAUAACAGCCGGGUGUUUGCUGCCGUGAGUCGGUUUGUCCCACUAAAAUCACUUUGGGCUUCGUGUGCCAGAUUUGCCCCUUGGUUUCUACCUAUGAUACUACAUCAAGGGGUAGGCUGUACUCAUGCACUUAUACAUCUCACCCUUUUCCUUUUCCUCUUUCUCAAUUUUUGGUCUUUCUCCUUGAUUUUCGUUCUGCUUUAUUCUCUUUCUCCUUUUUCCUCCUUCUCCUUUUCCUCUAUCGCUUCAGACUGGUACGGAAGACCCCGAGGCGUGUGCCGGUUAGGUAACGCUUUCAAAGUAACUCGCGCCCGUCACAGCGACCACUCCCGCAGGAUUUCUUACCACCAAGGCAUGACCGAUUGAGAGACUACCAAGCUAGAAUCCCGUCACGACCACCCCGAAUGGUAUCUCCGCUUCCUUUUGCUGCAGGAAAGAUCGUAGCUGAGUACGUGAGACCUUUUAAGUCCCACCACACGUAUGAGUCCAGAUUAGGGUUAUACCGCGCCCUAAGAUCGCGUUGCUUUUGAAUUAAAGUGUCAUACUAGGCCCAAGACCUUCCAUUAGCUUGUCAAAUUUGGUUGACUAUCUCGCUCUCUCCGUUCAUCAUCUUUCCUGAUUCUUAUCAGAUCGCGCACGAUUUGCGAGAUUUCGUCGACUAUAGCACGCCACGACUGUUCGUCGCGAUACAUUUCACUAACAAUGUUUUCAGCGUUCAAAUUUUGAAGUUGUUGACGCCUAGAAAUGUACCUGGGACAGACAAAGAUAACAUGUUCUGCCGAUUCCUCC